Messenger RNA from Monodelphis domestica (gray short-tailed opossum), 6459 nucleotides. It is a transcript of the gene WRN, whose product is annotated as WRN RecQ like helicase. Gene Ontology annotation, cellular component: nucleoplasm; nucleus; cytoplasm. NCBI's taxonomy places the organism in Eukaryota, Metazoa, Chordata, Mammalia, Didelphimorphia, Didelphidae. Gene Ontology annotation, molecular function: nucleic acid binding; 3'-5' exonuclease activity; 3'-5' DNA helicase activity. The record is from RefSeq and is a predicted model, not a curated record. Gene Ontology annotation, biological process: telomere maintenance; DNA replication; double-strand break repair via homologous recombination.
CGCGUGUGCGUGUGACGUCAGGGAAUCAGGCACGUGACGUCGGCUUUAGGCGCGCGGCAUUAGGCGCGUGACAUUCGGCGGCCUGUGUCUGGGGAACCCGUGAGGGGGAGGCGCGCGAGGACAAAUAUUAAGAACUAGAGAUUUCUUAAGAUGAAUGAGAAUGAGGUGUCGAAGACUCUCCAAGCACGAAAACUCCCUGAGUGGAUGUCUGCACUGCAAAAGGAACCUGAUCCAGAAAAAAAAAAGAGGAGUCUUCUGGAAGAUAACCUUCCCUUACUGAAAUUCCCCGGAUCCAUCGUUUACAGCUACGAAGCGAACGACUGUUCUUUCCUGGCAGAAGACAUUCGAAUGAGCUUAUCUGAUGGAGCUGUGAUCGGCUUUGACAUGGAGUGGCCACCACCAUUUUGGAAGGGCAGGCCAGGCCGGGUUGCCCUCAUCCAGUUAUGUGUCUCUGAGAGCAAAUGCUAUUUAUUUCACAUUGCUUCUAUGUCAGUUUUCCCCCGGGGACUGAAGAUGUUACUGGAGAGUGAAACCAUUCGGAAGGCUGGCCUGGGAACUGGCGACCAGUGGAAGCUCCUCAGAGACUUUGAUGUCCAUCUCAGGAGCUUUGUGGAGCUGGCCAGUCUGGCCAAUGAGAAGCUCAGGUGUAAAGAGAAUUGGAGCUUGGAUGGUUUGGUUAAGCAUCUCUUCAGGAAGUGUCUUCUGAAGGAGCAGUCCAUCCGCUGUGGGCGCUGGGAAGACUUCCCACUCACUGAGGACCAGAAGCAGUAUGCUGCCAUUGAUGCUUACGCUAGUUUCAUCAUUCACCAACAAUUGGAAACCUUGAGUGGAACUGACCAGAUGCUUCCAACAAAAGCCACGGAGGACCAAUUUCCUGAGAAGGUAAAGAAGCAGUUGCUGUCACUCUCUGAAGAGAUGGUGGAUCUGACCAAGCGUUUUUCCCAUCCUCGGAGACCCUCCCAAGAGCCACAGAGGGUUAUGGAGUUGCUAAAGAGCCUUUCAGAAGACCUGGACACGUUAAGGACCACGCUGCUUGGGGUUCCAAGUCCAGAGAGACACCUUGGGGCCCACAGUGGCUCACCCGCCCCUUCAGAGGCUCCCUCUGUGCCUGAGGAAGGGGCACAGGCUGCAUCCAAACACAGUGGAUGGGACUCAAAGUCUGGCAACUUACUUGGACCUGGAGGAGGAAAUAGGAUGGACAGUACAGUGGAGUUGACUGCGGCUAGGUAUGAAGGGAGAAGGGAGGACCAAGGACCCCAGGAAGAUGAGAGAAGAGUCUGCUUGAUGUCGUUGGAUGUGACUGAAUAUGAGCUUCAGAUGUGGGAGCAACAAGAGCAGGAAGAAAGGAACAAAGCCACCUAUGUGUCUGACCAGGACCUAAUUUCUGCAGUGGACACUCAUGAUCUUUCUUCUGUUAUUGAAAGUGAUGAAGAUCUGGAGAUGGAGAUGCUCCAAACUUUGGAAGAAGUAGACUGUGACAAGUUGGAGCAGAGUGUUUCAGAGUCACCAGAAACAGAAAGUGAGGUGCGGACUGACAUGGCCGAUGAGGGUGAUGAAGAAGCUAUUGAAGAAGAGGACGAUGAAUGGGACCCUUUGUUACCAGCACCUACUGCAGAGCAUGUCAUUUGCCUAAAGACCUACUUUGGACAUUCCAGUUUUAAACCGGUCCAGUGGAAAGUGAUCCAUUCUGUUUUACAAGAAAGAAGAGAUAAUCUUGUCGUUAUGGCUACUGGGUAUGGCAAGAGUUUGUGCUUCCAGUUUCCUCCUGUGUUUGUUGGUGGAAUUGGCAUCGUUGUCUCUCCUCUGAUUUCUCUGAUGGAAGACCAGGUGCUUCAACUCGAAAUGUCCAACAUUAAGGCUUGUUUCCUUGGAUCAGCUCAGUCAGAAAAUGUCAUCAGUCGUGUAAAAGUGGGAGAGUUCAGGGUUGUGUAUAUGACCCCAGAGUUCUGCUUGGUGAGCUUGGACCUGCUUAAGCAGCUUGAUGCCACUUUGGGGAUCACCUUGGUUGCUGUGGAUGAGGCCCACUGUGUGUCAGAGUGGGGGCAUGAUUUCAGAAAUGCAUUCCGAAAUUUGGGCUUACUGAAGACCACCCUGCCAUCGGUGCCUAUGCUGGCGCUGACAGCAACAGCGAGCUCCUCCAUCCGAGCUGACAUUGCACACUGUCUCUAUCUGCGGGACCCUCAGGUCACCUGCACCAGCUUCGACCGGCCAAACCUCUACCUGGAUGUUGGACCAAAGACGGGGAGUAUCCUUCGGGAUUUGGACAAGUUUCUUGUGAAAAAACCAGGAUCGUGUUGGGAAUUUGAAGGCCCCACUAUCAUCUAUUGCCCUUCUAGGAAGAUCUCUGAACAAGUGACUGUAGAACUCCGGAAACUGGACUUAGCAUGUGGGACAUACCAUGCGGGCAUGGGGAUUAAGUCGAGGAGAGAGAUCCAUCAUAAAUUCAUGCGAGAUGAAAUCCAGUGUGUCAUAGCCACAGUCGCCUUUGGCAUGGGGAUUAACAAAGCAGAUAUCCGCAAAGUCAUCCACUAUGGUGCUCCUAAGGAGAUGGAGUCUUACUACCAGGAGAUUGGCAGGGCCGGUCGUGAUGGCCUGCCCAGUGCUUGCCACGUGCUCUGGACCCCUGCGGACAUUAACUUCAACAGGCUUCUACUUAGUGACAUACAGAAUGAUAAUUUUCGACAAUACAAAUUGAAGAUGAUGAGACAGUUAGAAAAAUACCUUCAGUCCAGCAAUUGCAGGCGAAAAAUCAUCUUGUCUCAUUUUGAAGACAAACAGCUCCGAAAGGCCUCCUUGGGCAUCAUGGGAACAGAACAGUGUUGUGAUAACUGUCGGGCCAGACUCAACAACCCUCAUUCUGGUGAUGACUCGGAAGAGAACUUAAAGGACUUCGGACCACAGGCCUAUAAAUUGUUGUCUGCAGUAUGUGUCUUAGGACAGAAGUUUGGAAUUGGAAUGCCAGUUUUAUUUCUUCGAGGAUCGAAUUCUCAACGUCUUCCUGAUAAAUUCCGCCGUCAUUGUCUCUUUGGUGGUGGCAAGGACCAUUUGGAGAGCUGGUGGAAGGCUUUGGCUCGACAGCUUAUUUUGGAGGGAUUUUUAGAAGAAAUGCCAGGAUACAAUAAAUUUGCCAAAUUUUGUGUUCUUUCAGAGAAGGGUAGAAACUGGCUGGAUCAAGCCACUGACGAGUCAGCCCGAACUCUCCUCCUUCAUGCCAGUGAAGACUUGUGUCCAAGGAAGUUACUAAAUCUAAGUGUUUUGCCAAUGUCUCCAGUGAAGCCUCUUCCUGCACCCCUCAACUCCCCAGCAUCUGUGUCAUCCAAAGAGCAGGAGUUGCAGACUAUGUUGUAUUGUAAACUGGUAGAAGAGAGGCAGAAGCAGGCCAGUGAGAAGGACAUCCCUCCAGCUUUAUUAGCUACCAACAAGGUGCUGGUGGAUAUGGCCAAGAUGAGGCCAAGUACCCUGGAAAGUCUGAAAAACAUCGAUGGUGUUUCAGAAGCAAAGUGUACAAUGCUGUCCCCUCUCCUAGAGGUCAUCUGUAAAUUUAGCCAGAUGAACAACCUUCUGACAGACUUGUUUUCCAGCCCUUCACCUGGAUUGGAAGAGAAGAAAUGUUGUCUCAGCCAACUGCCUGCAUCAGUCUCCAUCACUUACUCUUUGUUCCAGGAAAAGAACUUGUCUUUGCGGAGCAUUGCUGAGAGCAGGACAAUGCCUCUCCCCGUGGUUGGCACUCACUUAUCCCAGGCAGUGAAGGCGGGCUACCCUGUGGACUUGGAACGCGCAGGCCUGACUCCACACAUCCAGAAGAUAAUCACCGAUGUGAUCCAGAAACCUCCUAUCAGCUCCGAUAUUUCCAAAAUGAAGGCCAUCAGGACUCUGGUUCCUUCAGAUAUUGAGACCUACCUCAUCCAGAUAGUAGUGGCGCUGGUGGAAAAGGAGAGGAAGCAGAACGUCGCACUAUCUGACCCAUUUCCAAAGGAAUCCAAUGUGGAGAGUGGAGUGCCCAGCACUUCAGGGCCCUGCUCAAGUACCAACAAGCCUUCAGCAGAGACCUCCAAGAGGAAGUUCCCAGAAUGGUUCUCUUCGGCCAAGGGGUGCGCACCUCCACCAGGCAGCUCCAAGAAAACGAAAGCCAGGAAGGGGCUUUUCACUUGAGUUGGGGCAGUCUCAGGAGCUGUGCACCCUCAUCUCCCUCUGACCUUUGUCACUUUACUUUGAUGGUUUGGGGGAAGAGUUGUCAUCGGACAAGUGGGAUGUUUCCCAGAAUGUCCAGGUUGUCCCAAUUCCUUUCCAGAUUGCCUUCAGAAGAGAAGGCUCUUAGAGUGAUUUCCCAAGGCCUCUAUGCUGUGGCCUCAAACCCACUGGGGUGUGGAAAGGGCUCUUGUCCUCCUCUUAAUUAGGGACAGACCCUCACCUGCCUUGCCUGCCUCCUGAGCCAGUCUAGAAGCUGCCUCUGGCUAUACUGGGAGGGGGCACACACACAUUCUCUUUUGGAGCCAACGUGUCCAAGAGGUUUCAUUUUUAAAGUAAUGGACCCUUUGGGCCUGACGUAUUUUCCUCGUUUUCUCUGAGGCUGCCUUCCUGCCUGCUGCUGCAGGUACAGAGGGAUGGGGGACUAUCCCCUGUGACUUCUGUUAGCUUUUAGGUGUGGGCUAUACACACCAUCAAAGGAAUGACACAGCUCAUGAUGACUGGCCAGUCUCAUUCCUUCAUGAGGCACUUUGUACUUAGGCUGUUGGAUAGUUUUUCAUGUUCUCGAGUGUUACAAUGGGUGAGAGCUGGUGUGGGGCUGCCCUUAGGGAAUUGGUGGCUUGUGCUGCCCCUGUCUCAGACUUCCCAGACCCCAGCUGCCUCUGCGCCCCACAGCCUCUUUGUCUAGUCCUCCUUGGCCAUGUGCUUCUCACUGAUUUACUGGGUGUCCCUGGAGUGUGAGGUAGUUGAUUUGGAUUCCCCCAUGUCUCCUGGUACCAAGAUUAUUUUUAGUUCAAUAAAUUAGUGCCUAAAUUGCUUUAAAGUUUAUUAUGCAUUUCUCUGUGUUGUUCAUAAAUAUCAUGGCUACCAUCAGGAGCUCUCACUCAACUUGUUUGGUGCAACAGUAUGGACAACAAGGGGGUAAAAGUUAGCCUGUCUACAAAAUGGGUAAGAUGAUAUCCAUGCUCAUGUGAUGUAAAUGCUAAUGAUUAUUCCUUUUAACCUGGAGGUGCCAUGGCUGCUUGGGGUGGUAGUAGGGAGGACCCUAACUCCCCCAAAGUCGAACUGGAAAGGUAUGCAAUGAGAAGAGCUCACAUUUUAACCUUUACCAAACUUCCCUUACAGCAGCCAGGGGGAGAGGGAGGGAAAGGUUUUUGUUUUUUUUGGGGGGGGGGAUUCAGUGAGAUAACAUGGAAAACACUUUGCAGACUUUGAAGCUUAAUGUUGCUAAAAACUAGAUAUUGUUAUUAUUGUUCAUACUUUUGUUAUCUCUGUUUUACCACAUGGUGGGGAGAAUGUGCCAGUGCAGUCACAAUCCCAGACCAAUCUUGCUUCCCCACUACACUUCUCAGAGCAGGUCCCAAGGCUCAGGGGGCUCUGUUCUGCCCAUUCUCCCUGGCCUGCCCCUGUCAGGGCCCUGUGCUGGAAUUCCUGCUUGACUCCGUGUCCAUCAAGCCCUCCUAUAUUGCUUGCUUCAUUAGCCUCCUUACACUAUAGACACUUUUCUCUCCUUUAAUUGCUCUUCUUUAGAAAUCAAUUCCGUUUUUGAGAAACAAGGAUUUGCAGCCACUGAGAAGUGCUUAAAGACUUACCUCUCCGAAGCCAUUUUCGGUGUCAGGGAAGUGGGCAGCUUUGAUGGUGGUCUCCAGCCUUCUCUGGCUGUAUGGUUCUGGGCUAGUCAUCAUACCCCUCAGGGAAGCAGUGUGGUAGUAGCAUGGAGAACAUACUGGAUUUGGGAUCAGUAAACCUUAGUUUGGAUCAGCCUGGCCCUUCCACUUGGUGCCUGUGUGUAAUAGGAAGAGGACAUUUGCAAAAGAACUUUGCAAUGUAAACUUUCAAGUGAUUGACAGGAGCAUGUGACUGGAGUCACAUGGGAGCCUAAGGGUCAAGAUGUGGAUAAAGAUUUUAAGGCCCCAACAGAAAACUCACUUCUCUUCUGAAGGACCUUGGAUUGGAGGUUUUACAUCAGAUUUUUGGCCUUUUGGUGAUGCCAGCUGAAGAGAGAGGAAUCCUGCUUGGACUGGCUGCUGGCAGCUAAAACAGAGAACUAAAGACUCACUUCUCCACUGGACCUGCUUUGGACAGUUUUCAUCUGAAGAUCCUGGCCUAUUGAUUGGACUCCAUUUGUGAGAUUUUGUGUUGGGGAAACUUAAUGUUUUUAGUUUAGAUAAGUUAGGUUUAAGAUAUGUUUAUAGAAAUUAGGGUUUAAGAUAAAUUAUAAUUUUCCUUACCCUUUUCCCUUUCCCCAAAAUAAACCUGAUUUUUAUGUUU